This is a messenger RNA of Silurus meridionalis, 2070 nucleotides long. RefSeq names its product transmembrane protein 179. The transcript is spliced from 4 exons. Bases 34 to 768 code for a protein of 244 amino acids. Lineage: Eukaryota; Metazoa; Chordata; Actinopteri; Siluriformes; Siluridae. The record is from RefSeq and is a predicted model, not a curated record.
CGCCAGCAGUGGAACUGCGCAUGCGCAGCAGCGAUGCUCAGCUGCUUGAGCGCGAGCCGGGUGAAAAUGGCAAAAAACAAUUUUAUGUUCACGCAGUGCGUCUUGUACUUUUUGGCUUUCGUCUUCGGCUUUAUUGCAGUUGUGCCUCUUUCGGAGAAUGCCGAGGACUUCGGCGGGAAAUGCUUGCUGUUCACGCGGGGUAUGUGGCAGAACGAGAACAUCACUGUGUCCAAACAGCGUUUCAUCGUGGAGGAAUGGGGACCGCAGUCCUCCUGCAGCUUCAUCACCUUUGCCGGCGUGGCCUCCCUGGUUCUGGCCGCUGUUCAGGCCUGGAGACUGCUCUUCCUCAUUUGCAAAGGCCAUGAAGACUCCAUAUUUAAUGCCUUCUUGAACCUGCUGAUCAGCUUAUUCGUGGUGUGUGCUGUGUUCCUGUCCAGCACCAUCGUGACUGUGGGCUUUAACCUGUGGUGUGAUGCUAUUACUGAAGAGGGCGGUAUGCCCAGCAGCUGUGAGGAUUUACAGGAUACUGAUUUGGAGCUGGGGUUAGACAACUCUGCGUUUUAUGACCAGUUUGCAAUUGCACAAUUUGGACUAUGGGCUGCUUGGUUGACCUGGUUGGGUAUCACAUUCAUGGCUUUUUUGAAGGUCUACCAUAACUACCGUCAGGAAGACCUGCUGGACAGCCUGAUUCAUGAGAAGGAGUUUCUGCUGGGCCGUUCCUCACGCCGCUGCUCUGACCUACUAGACAAGAAAAGUCCCAUGAUCUGAUUCUCUCUUUAAGCACAACACAUUUACCAAUUGUCUGAAGGUGAUGAUUUGAGAUGAGACAUAAAACUGACAUGCACUGAAAUGAAUUGUGUUUCAAGUUUCUUUUUUUGCUACAGACGUGUUGGACUCCCACUGUUAAUAUUCCUAACACAGCUUCUUGACAGCCUGGCUAUUAUCUGUGGGAGGCUGGUGAACUGAAUGAAACGUUGACAUGUACAGUAUGAGUAAAAGGCUGUCUGUGAGCUUUCCCCAAAGAGUUCAUUUUUAAAACAUCUUUAUUCUUUCUUUUAUUAAUUUUUUUUUAUCUUUAAACAGAAUUUAAAAACAUUUAUUAAUUUAUUUGAUUAAUUAUUUAUUUAUAAUGUAUUAUUUUUUUUAAUCCUUGAAGUAGUUAAAGAUCAAACGGUGUACAACAGUUUUGUGGCAAAGAGAACCGUGGCUCAUUUUUAGUCUCAGAAUAUAGAGAUUAUCAAGGCUUUUACAGUUAUACAGGGGCAAAACUUGUAAGCUUUCUGUAAUAACUCUAUAGUGCUAUUAAAUUAUUGUAAACCCUGUUUACAUUACAAUUAGUAUCAAUAUUGCACCUUUCCAACAACUCUUACUAUUAACAUUAUAUUUAUUAGUACUUAUACUACACUAAAGGCAACUUACAUUUCUUUUAAACUUCACUUUACAAAUGAUUAUACUGUGUCUAAUAUAAGGCUUGAAUUCUGUACUACAAGUCUCCUUAGAGUCCUUAUUUCUUAUAAAUUAAGAAAUGCUUUUUCAGUUAGCGUUUCCUAUAUACACUAUCUAUAUUGGUUUACAGUAGGUUUCUCUUACCAUGGUUUCUGUUCUUACCAUUUCACUAUUAUCUAUAUGUAAAUACAUAUAGAGUAAGUGUGAUAUAUGUGUGAAGACUUGUACAACCAUACAGGGAGUUCAAUAUAAAAACGUUGUGCAUUACCUUCUUGCAACUUCUAACGAAAGAUCAUGGUGAACUUCUUAAUCAUGAGACACUUUUCAAAUGAAAAACAAAAUGGGUAUUGAAGCAAAAAAUGGCAUAGUUGCACAGUGUGUUCAUUCAGUAUUACUUUUUUCAUGCAAUGUCUAAGUAUUUGCCACCUGAUAUCUUGCUUGCAUGCUUUAAUAAAACUGUGUGUGUGUGCAUUUUCAAUAGCCAAAUAAUUAUUUUGUAACCUCAAUAACAUUUAUAUUCUGUGAGUAUAUUGAUUUAAAAAUGCAUGACUAAUAUUUUGAGCAUAUCUUUGAAAUCUGUUAAACCUUUUACCAUGUCCCAUAUAAAACACAUUCCAUAUUUAA